Molecule: messenger RNA, 771 nt
Organism: Adineta steineri
Lineage: Eukaryota; Metazoa; Rotifera; Eurotatoria; Adinetida; Adinetidae
Source: the annotation of a GenBank genome assembly
AUGAAAAGAUUGAUAGGCUUAGCAUUAGCAUUUGGUGCAGGUAUUGGUGCUUCAAAAGUUUUUCAAUGGACACCAGUAUCCAGCGGUCACCAACAUGGUGAACAAACACCAGGAUCAAAAAUGACUGCAAAAGGACACAUUCUAGAUAUGGGUGCUCGAAUGGCAGGUCAUUUUGCUCCAGUAAAUAGUAUUCAUCAACAUGUAUGUGGUUUUCAUUUUUAUUCUGGUCAAAUGAAUCGACAAUUAAUUGCUCAUCAUUAUUGUUCACAUAUUAAUCAAGAUGUUCGUCAAUGUGUUAUUUAUGAUAGUGAUCGUCCAGAUGCACGUCUUAUUGGUAUUGAAUAUAUUAUUUCAGAAGAUCUUUUUAAUCAAUUAUCUUCGGAAGAAAAAAAAUUAUGGCAUUCACAUGUAUAUGAAGUUAAAAGUGGUUCGUUAAUAGCACCUGGCGUACCAGAUAUUGCUGAAAAAGAAGUUAUGAAAGAAUUAAUUCAUACGUACGGAAAAACUUUUCAUACAUGGCAAGUUGAUCGUGGUGAUACACUUCCUCUUGGGGUUCCACAAUUAAUGAUGGCUUUUGUACAAGAUGGACAAUUGAAUGACGAUUUAUUACGUCAACGUGAUGAAUAUUAUAAAGUUUCGUCGGAAGAAAAAAAACGUUUACGUGCUGAUAUUGAAGAUCCAAAAGAUACUAAAGGAGCUGAUGCUUGGUUAAAAUCAGGCAAAGCAGUACAAAUAACAACGACUGAAUCCAAAAUGAAACUAACGAAAUAA